Molecule: messenger RNA, 1833 nt
Organism: Serendipita indica DSM 11827
Lineage: Eukaryota; Fungi; Basidiomycota; Agaricomycetes; Sebacinales; Serendipitaceae
Source: the annotation of a GenBank genome assembly
AUGAGCAGCUCGCUCGACGAAUCUGGACCGUCUGCGGUCGAGUAUAGCUAUGAAUCUGGCUCUGUCGCUGCUUCUCACGCGCAAUACUACGUCGACUAUGCGCAGCACGCCGUCCACCAUGCUCCUAUGGCCCAACCGCCUCCUCCAGCACACCAGCAGCCACAGAUUCAGCUUCUAGACGAUCCCCAUCAGUCUCAUUCUGGCCCAGGAUCACUCUAUCGCCGGGCGUCGUUUCCAUUCGUGCACCACGACCAUCCCAUGGCGCACUAUCCAAAGUAUCCUCCCGUGCCCCCGCUGCCUCAAGAGCAUCCUGUCGCAGGCUCUCAUCAUGCGCUUCACGUCCAGGACGCGCAUCCAUACGAGUACGAUGACGGCGUCAAGCUCGAGCACGCCACGGGCAUGAUCGUCCCGACCCAGGUGCCCCCGACAGCCGCCCACCAUCCGCAGGGCUUCUAUCGACCUUCGUCCUCUUCCUCAUCCGUCUCCAGUGUGUCUGCAACGCCCAGUUAUCUCACCCCUGCAAUGAGCAACAUUCCUGUCAUGCACACCGACGAUGCAGCCUCAAAGGAGACGCAGUAUCUCCGCAGAAAGUGCUUCAACUGUGGCACCACAGAACCUCCUAGCUGGCGUCGUUCCACGCUCAAUCCCGGCAAAAUUGUAUGCAACAAGUGCGGCCUAUACGAACGCACCCACAACAAGCCGAGACCACACCAGUUUGGACUACGUCCGGGGAACAAGGCUCGCAAGCAGUCGUUGCCCACCUACACUCGCGUCUCCCCGUCGUCUAGUCCCAAGCGUCAUGGCCUGUCGGUAAAGAAGGAACCGUUGGAUUAUGGUCAAGCCAUGCGGCGAGGUUCGAUCGCAUCGAUAAACUCGGGCAGCGGUACAUCCGACUGGGACGACCAUUCUGGGUAUUCGACCGCGUCGUCUGCCUAUCCUUCUUCUUUGGGCAUGGCACCUCCGCCGCCGCAACCGCCCACUCAACCCUCGUACCACGUCCCGAAUCAUCACGGACACCACCCAUACAACAACGCGCUAUCAAUGCAUACUUCUCGGGGUACCAGCAGCGCCAUCCGACUUCCGCAGGCACCGCCGAUGAAAAUCCCAACCAAAGCCGCUGGCUCUCCCUCCCCGGUUUCGGGGCCAGUCGUCACGUCCUCGACGACUGCAGGUUCAGGCAGCCAUGUUAGCUCACCGGAGGGACUCGUGCCUCCAGCCCCGCAAGGCCAUUCACCGACCUAUGGCACCCCCUCAUCUGCAUCUUCGUCUUCUGCGCGCCUUUCGGCUGUCUACGGUGGAAACUUGCGGGGCCCGCCGCCGCCUGCUUCUGCUGCUGCUGCUGCACAGAUGAUGCCCUCGCAGGAUUAUUACGCCAGACGAGGAAGCACGAGUCAGAUUCCGCACCAUCAUGUGAACCAGUACCAGCAAGAGAUUAUGCGACGCGGUUCUGUGGGUGCCAUCGGCAUGCAUUCUCCGACUUCGUAUCAUGCCGUAGGUCUACAACAUCGGGUCCCGCCGAUACCAGUAUGGGCGCAGCACCAGUCCGGUUCUGGCUCACCGUCGAGUACAGUCGGGCCCAUGAUUCCAGCGUCGAUAGCAGAGAUGAGCCCCUUGCCCACUCCGACGCCACCCCUGAUGAUGCCCACUGGCAACGCCAGCGCGUCCUCGACUCCGAGGAGAGAGUAUGUGUCCGGAGAGUUGACACCCUCACCACCAAAUCAUCACUUGCAUCCAGCCUAUUUGCCUCAACCGCACUCUCAAAGCGCGUCGCCGACAAACGCGACCCCAUUGGGAUCUGUGCCCCAGCCUGAACUUGCAACCUUGGCUGUAUAA